Molecule: messenger RNA, 1419 nt
Organism: Arabidopsis lyrata subsp. lyrata
Lineage: Eukaryota; Viridiplantae; Streptophyta; Magnoliopsida; Brassicales; Brassicaceae
Exons: 1
Coding region: 288-1139 (283 amino acids)
Source: RefSeq, a predicted model, not a curated record
UAGAUUAAGGAGUUAAUCUCCAAAAUAAGUAAGCGUUACAAUAAAUUAAGUAAAAAAUACAUUAAACAACCUAUAAAGUGAUAUCAUAAAGACCCUAAAAAUCGAUUCGUCCGUUGUGGACGAAGACCAAAUAAAAAGAAAUGUUUUAUUUAAAGGACCAUUAAUAAGUGUUGCAAAUAAAUUAAAAUAAAAAAUAAAAAAACGGAAAAAAAAAAACCAAGUGCAGACAAAACGAAACCAGAACACGGUGAAGAGAAGAGGAAAGAGAGAGAGAAAAAAGGAAGACGAUGAUGAUUUCUCGGAGACCCGUUUCAAGUCCGGGUCGGGUCGAGAAAUAUCCACCGCCUUUUAUGGGGUUUUUGAGGAGCAAAAGUAACGGUGGAAGCACAAGUAGAAGUAGAAGCCGAAGCAGAGGAAGGUCACGCGCGAGUCCUCUAUUUGUUCGCCGGAAUAAAUCAGCGGCGGCGGUGACUCAAGAACCGUCGUCUCCGAAGGUUACUUGCAUGGGUCAAGUCCGGGUCAACCGAUCGAAGCCCAAAAUUAAACCCGAAUCUCGAGAAAACCCGACCCAACGACGAUGUAAGUGGAUCCGAAACGCGUCGUUUUAUAAAAAAUUCGCCGGGAAAAUCAAAACGUUGUCGUUUUGGCCUAAAUGGCGAUUGUUUUCGUUUUCGUGUUCACGUCGGAAAUUGAAGGAGAAAGAUUCUCCGAGAAGCCAAUUAGAUCGUCCGGCAACGGAAUCAGUCAGAGAAAUCAAAGAAGAAAUCGAAGAAGAAGAAGGGGAAAAUUUUGAAAGCCCUAAAUUAUUUGUGUCUCCGGCUACUACGCCGCCGGUAAACGCUCUGUUUUUGACGAGAAGCAGAUCUGCACCAUAUAGAUCGUCGUCGUUGGCUUUCAGAUUCUGGGAAGAGAAUAACCAACGCGAAGUUGAAUCGCAGCAAAAUGUGAGAUCGGAGAAAACUGAAUCGGAAGUUCCCACCGAGAAAAUCAAUGGUGUUUACGAUAAUGUUGAUAGAGAUGAAGAAGAAUUAACGGAGUUAGGGUUUGUACGAAGGCCAGCGUUGACAAGGAGCAAAUCAGAGCCGGCGAGGAUCGGCGAGAAGAUGAUGGUGUUGCUUCCGGAUGAAGAAGAAGGUUAGGUAGGGUUUAGGUCUCUCAUGUGAUUAGUCAAUUAUUGCACUAAUUUUUAAUUAAUCGUUGGUUUUACAAUUUAAUUUUCAUUGUUUAGGAUAAUUUGACUGUGUUUAGAUAUAGAGGAAACAAAUUUGUAUAAAGAUUUGUAACCAUACAUAUAUAUAACGUAAGGUGUAGGUAUGUUUGACAUCAAAAGUGUUUAACAAUACAUUAUAAAUUCAAUUUCAAUUUGUAUAUUUACAUUAUCUGUUUUAUUUCAAUUUAAUCUGUAUGAAAUUUUGGCAA